AUGUCGUUAGAAUAUAUCACUCAGGACAUUUUAUUUGUUAGGAAACCCGCUGAAAAUCUUUCCUUACUCUCAAUUGAUGAAAUAUAUCAAGAAUUGGAUUCAUCAUCAAUCAAUUAUGAUACGGUAAUUGAUCAAUUAUAUCAUAUAAUUAAAUCCAAUAAUCAUAUCUCGAAUAUUAAUCAAUUAUUAAAACUUUGGGAAAUCAGACUUAACCUUCUUGUAUUUAGUAAUCGUGUUGAUAUAGCUCAACAAGAAGCUAUUAAUCUAAAUAAUAUUCUUUACCUUCAGGAAAACAUUAAAGAUGAAUCUAUUACAGUUUAUCCAUUACCAAAACUUGAUCUUAAAUACUACAGAUUUCUUAUAUUAAUAUUAAAAUUAAAAUCAGAACAAGUUAGUGGUACUAAUGGAGCAGUAUUUAAUCCUGCUGUGGGUUUAAAUAUAAUCAAUGAGAUCUAUAAAUUGAAUUAUCAACUUCGUUUAAAAGAUACAAAUCAAGUUCAAUUGAAGUUAAUUGAUUUAAGUUAUAAAUUAAUAAUUAAUCUAAUACGAUUGAAUAGCUUUAAUACAUUACUAACCUUUUUGAAUGGGGUUAUUCAUGAAUUGGUGAUUAAGACUGGAACUGCUGAUAAAUUAGAAGAUUUACAGUCUCAAUAUUUAUCUAACUUAAUAGUCAUUGCUUUAAUUGUUAAUAAAUAUUUAUUGACAGAAACGGAUUCAAGUAAGGAAUCAAUCAAAAGGAUACUAUCAUUUAAAUUUACUGAAUUAUUUAAUAAUCAAGUCAAUCAAUACACAUAUGAUACUUUCUCUUAUAUCAUAAAUAAAUCAGUUUCUAACAUUGAUGAUUUUAUAGAGGAACCAAUUCUAUUUAAAACGGUCAUCAAAAUACUUGGAUUAUGGGACUUACUUGAUAAUAAUCCUUUAGUAACUUUACAACAUAAAGAAUCUGAUCUAGAACCAGAAGAAUUACCAUUAACACUAACCUUGAAUGAAACUCAACAAGAUAAUGUUAAUGGAAUAUCUAUAGUUGAUAAGAUAUAUAAUAAAGUUAAUAAUCAGUGGUAUAAUCAUUUAGAUAAACUGUAUGGAUUAAAUAGAUAA
This is a messenger RNA of Scheffersomyces amazonensis, 1098 nucleotides long. RefSeq lists its product as uncharacterized. The coding region runs from base 1 to 1098 and encodes 365 amino acids. The record is from RefSeq and is a predicted model, not a curated record. NCBI's taxonomy places the organism in Eukaryota, Fungi, Ascomycota, Pichiomycetes, Serinales, Debaryomycetaceae. The transcript has a single exon.